AGGGGAAGAGAGAGGGGUGUAGCUGUUUCAUGCUGCUUUCACAUAUCCCAUGUCGUUAUGCGGCUAAGGAUUGGGUCCACCGACCCCUAGGCCUUACCUUCUCUCUCUACAAUUAAUUCCAUUUUUUCAUAUUCGUAAGAAAAAUUAAUUUAUGACAAGAGAGAUGUGAGCAAAAUCUGGAAAAGCUUUUCAAGAGCGAAAAAAGGCAGAGAAUAAUAAGGAGAGAGGGGAAAAAGAGAAGGCCAAAAAAAAAAAAUUGCCGUGUGUGUAUAUGUGUUGGUGUAUCUGCAUGACACCAAAUCAGUGAAGAAACUCUCACUAAUAAUAUCAGUUUUCAUCACUUCUCAUUUAAAACAUACACAAGCCCAACCUUGUGAGGAGAAAGAACACAUAUAUAUAUAUAUCAUCAUCAAGUAAUAGUGUUCAUGGAGCAGCUGAUUUGCUUUUUCUCCUCCUUCUUUUGCUGCUUCUGCCUCAGCUCAGAUAUUAUUUCUCUGCUUUAGCUUCUUUUUUCUUUUCUCUAAUUGCUGCGAUUUACGUGAAUUGAAGAGAGGAACCGAAUUGCAUGCGGGUUAUCCAGAAUUCUGAUUCAGUUUUGGAAGUUUGAAGAAGUUGAAGAAGCAGAAGAGAGAAAGAGAAAGAGAGAGAGAUAUUCAUAUACAUAUAGAUAUAGUUGGAGAAGGUUAAUUAUUAUAGCUAGGGAGGAGUUGCUUUCUUAAGAGAUGGCGCAAUCAUCUUCAUCAGCAUCGCUGUUUGGAUUUAGAGGAGAAGAUCAGAACCAGAUGAAGGAACAGCAUUCCUUGCCUCCAUCAUCUUCAACCACCUCAUCUGCACCACCACAGCAGAAGAAAAAACGAAAUCAACCUGGAACCCCAAAUCCAGAUGCGGAGGUGAUAGCACUAUCUCCCAAGACCCUAAUGGCAACAAACAGGUUUAUAUGUGAGGUAUGCAACAAAGGGUUCCAAAGAGAGCAAAACCUACAGCUCCACAGAAGAGGACACAACCUGCCUUGGAAGCUUAAGCAGAAGACUACAAAAGAGCCUAAGAGGAAGGUUUAUCUCUGCCCUGAGCCCACAUGCGUCCACCAUGACCCUUCUCGUGCUCUUGGUGACCUCACUGGCAUCAAGAAGCACUACUCUCGCAAACAUGGCGAGAAGAAGUGGAAGUGCGACAAGUGUUCCAAGAAGUACGCUGUUCAAUCCGAUUGGAAAGCUCAUUCCAAGACCUGUGGCACUAGAGAAUACAGAUGUGAUUGUGGAACUCUCUUCUCCAGGAGAGACAGUUUCAUCACCCACAGAGCUUUCUGCGAUGCAUUGGCUCAAGAAAGUGCAAGGCAGCCACCGAACCUGAACAACGCCAUUGGAACCCACCUUUAUGGAAGCACCAACAACAACAUGGCCCUAGGCUUAUCUCAGGUGGGUAUGGGUAUGGGUGUUGGUGUUGGUGUUGGUGUUGGUGUUGGUGUAGGUGUGGGUGUGGGUCCACAACAGAUACCAACCGCCAUGCAAGAAUCUAGCACUGAUCUCUUGCGUCUUAGUGGUCGAACCGGUCAAUUAGACCAUCACAUGCUUCCACCACCACCAUCAUCCUUUAGAACUUCACACCAUCAACCAUUCUUCAUGAAUGAUCAUCAAAACUUCCAUGGCCACCAGGGACUCAUGCAACUAUCUGAUCUUAACAACAAUAACAACAACAGCAUGGAUAAUAAUUCUCCAUCAGGAGGAGGAGGAGGAGCUAAUAAUAAUAAUAGUAGUAACAACAACAACAAUAAUAAUAAUAAUAAUAAUAACAGUAACCUCUUCAACCUUCCAUUCCUUUCAAGCAACAGCACUAACAGCAGCAACAACUCUUUCUCUGAUCAGCAUGGUAACAACAACAACAACAAUGAAGGGAACAACAGUUUCUUCACCGGUGCAGGUGGAAGUGCUAUAAUGCACCAAACAACCUCAUCAACUGCACCAUCACUCUUCAGCAAUUCCCUCGAAACAAACAACAACAACAACAGCGGUUCCAUUUCUCACAUGUCCGCAACUGCACUCCUUCAGAAAGCAGCACAGAUGGGUGCAACUACAAGCAACAGCACCGCCUCACUCCUCAAGAGCUUCGGCGUCACUUCCACAACCAGCGCAGCUGCAAAACCACCUCAUGAUCAUCAUCAUCACCUGAGGGCGGCAACAAUGGUGAGCAAUGCUGCUGCUGCAGCAAACUAUGGAAGCAUAUUCGGGUCAGGGAGCGAGCAGGGUAACCUCCAGGAUCUGAUGAACUCGUUUGCCACUGUAGCUUCCGCUGGACACUCUUCUUCCAUGUUCGAAAGCGGUGGAGUUUCUUCUGUAGGGCUUAUGGCUGGGUUUGAUCAUGCAUACGAUCAUAGCUCAAACAGUAGGGAGCAUAAGCUGCAUGGAGUGAGCAUUGGUGGUGGCUCCGAUGGGCUCACUAGGGACUUUCUCGGUGUUGGUCAAAUGGUUAGAACCAUGAGCAGUGGCGGCGGCGGCGGUGGAGGAGGAGUUUCUCGAAGAGAACAACAGCAACAACAUUGCUUCACGUUGAGCUCGAUGGAAGCUGAAAGGAAUAGUAAUGCUGCGCCGUCAGGGCAAUCUUUCGGUAGUAGUGGCGGUGGAGGAGGGAAUUUUCAGUGAGCAAAAAAGAAAAAACAUGAUCAGCUUCAGCGUAAAAGAAAGUACAAAGGGGGUUUCAACUUUCAACUUGAUCCAUUAAAAUAUGACUGCCUAGCUUCACCUAGUUCUCGCCUUUUGAGAGCAGUAACUUGGAAUCAUAUGGGAGUUCCUGGACUUUACUAAUGGCGCAAGCGAAUUAGGCUUGCUCGACUUUGUUACAUCUUUAUUUUUAUUUUUAUUUUUAUUUUUUCCCUUUUUCCCCCCCUCCAAUUAGGAUUAUAAGCAAAACUAGUUUCAAGAUUUUCGUGGUUUAAUUUUAUAGAUUCUGUUAUUGGACGACACAUUAGUUAUAUUUACAUAUUUAAAUUAGAGCACCAGUUAUGACCUUGAUCAUA
Molecule: messenger RNA, 3010 nt
Organism: Arachis stenosperma
Lineage: Eukaryota; Viridiplantae; Streptophyta; Magnoliopsida; Fabales; Fabaceae
Product: protein indeterminate-domain 4, chloroplastic-like
Exons: 4
Coding region: 723-2636 (637 amino acids)
Cellular component (GO): nucleus
Molecular function (GO): DNA-binding transcription factor activity
Source: RefSeq, a predicted model, not a curated record